AUGGGUUUUUGUACCAAGCAAGAGUGUAGUGAUUCGCAGUCGCUACGCAAGAAAGAUUCUCUGACCAGUGAUAAUAUUGAACAUGAAGGCGAUAUUUUUACCCCCUUCACCUAUCAAUGUAGGAUUUCAAAGUUGCAGUAUAUUAAGAUGUACUUGCUCACAGUCACAAUAUUCCCUUUUCGUGUUUUGAUGGUUGGGUUAAUUUUCCUUCUUUCGCUUUUCAUUUCAAAUAUAUUCACAACUGGGUACAGCUCGAAAUCUCAUGUAAAACCUAUCUGCGACUUUAGAAGGUGGCUUAUCUUGCCGAUCGUACGUAUGUCUGCUCGAUUUGCCUUCUUUUUGGGGGGAUUCCAUUGGAUUAAAGUUCAAGGAGUUCGUGCGUCACGUAAAGAAGCACCUAUUAUGGUUAUUGCACCUCAUUCAUCCUUCCUUGAUGCUCUUAUUGUUGUGUAUCUUGGCAUGCCAUCUGUUGUUGGGAAGACGGAGUCAGCAGAGUCCUUUGUAGGUGGAUUUUUCAGGUUGCUUCAACCCAUUUUGGUUAACCGAGAAGAUCCCAAUUCCAGGAAGAAAACAAUUCAGGAGCUUGUUCGUCGUGCCAAGUCAGAAGAGGAUUGGCCUCAAAUUGUUAUUUUUCCGGAAGGCACUUGCACCAACCGAAGCUGUAUUGCAACGUUUAAACCAGGGGCUUUCAAUGCAGGUGUACCGGUUCAACCAGUAAUCGUUCGCUGGCCAAAUAAAGUGGACUGCGUGACUUGGGUCUGCGAAGGUCCUGGUGUGUUAAAAUUGAUGUGGCUGUUGAUGUCACAGUUCAACAAUAGAUUGGAAAUCGAAUUUUUACCAGUUUAUCAACCAAACGAAGAUGAACAACUGGACGCUCAAUUAUAUGCUAAUAAUAUCCGUCGGAUCAUGGCAGAACAUUUAAAUGUCCCGCUCUGCGAUUUAUCCUACGAUGACUUCUGUCAAAUCCGAAUAGCAUUCAAGCAUAAAAUACCAGGAUAUGAAGCAGUAGUCUAUUUGAACUCAUUACUUCAAAUAAUGUUUGCACUUGAACGUAAUUGUGAUUUGAUAACGGAUGAAGAUAAACAAACUGAAUGGUUCCAAAUACGUCUUGAGAGCAUGCUUGGUGUAUGCCGAAGUAAACCGUAUUUAUCACGAUUAGAAUUUAUUCAAACUUUAUUUCAAACAAGUCAACCUAAUUCAAAAGCCAAUUAUUUAAUCAAUUUAGUUGCGAAAUAUUAUAGUGAUCCAUCAUCAAAUAAUCUGAAUUUUCGUAUGUGUAUGGUUCAUGCAUCCAUGCUACUGUUUCCGAAAUUGCCUCACCAAGCAUUUUACUAUGCUACAAAGACUAUCUAUACUAAACAACAGUAUAAAUCGUAUCUAAUUUACACCUCAUCCACUGUAAUAAUAUUUGUCUAUAGGUUGUCAGCAAUGGCACAAAAUCAGCAGUUCAGUAAUAUUGUACCAAUGGAUAUAGAGGAAAAUUCGAAUGGUAAAGAUGUUUUUCUAGAGAAAUGUAUUUUAUUUGCUGAAACCACCUCUACUGAUCGAGCACUUGGAAUGAUGUAUCUUCAAAAAUAUAACUGGGAUCUGGAGCUUGCGGUGAAUAAAUACUUCUUAACACAACAGAAUAAUUCCACAAGUAAGAAACAAAAGCGCAAACGAACAUAUGAGCAAUCAAAUGAACAACCGAUUGUGAUUGAUCUUACAAAUUCUGAUGAUUCAUGUUAUAAUACAUUAGCAGACCAGACAGUGUCAACUACUGGAACUGAAUCAAUUGAAAGUUUGCCAAUACUAAAUGUUUUAUCGUGGAAUAUUCAAGGUUUAGAGUCAGCAAAUCUAAACAAACGAAUGAUGUCUGUAGUGGAGACAAUAAAGAAAGAAGAAUUCCAUGUAGUUUGCUUACAAGAAGUUAUACUUGUCUGUCUGGAAAUUCUCCGUGAGAAGCUAGAGUCGACGUAUCAUAUUUUUUCUGCAUCUGAUCAUAACUCUCUAUGGGAUUAUUUUGUUGUCAUUUUAGUUAAAAAGCAUCCAGACAUAAAGGUUGACACGGAUUCUGUUAGCAUUCAACCCUUUCCUAAUUCUGUAAUGAAUCGUCAUCUGCUAUCUAUUGAUCUGAAUUUAUCACAGUUCCUACCAAAGUCCAAUUUAGAAUUAAAUCUACGAAUAUUUACUGCACACUUAGAAAGUUGUGCAGAAUACUCUGGUGAACGAGUGACUCAAUUGAAAAGUGUUUGGGAUACAAUGUCAAGUUAUGUCAACUGUGGAGAUUCUAAAGCUAGUUCAAAUAGAGGUCGUGCAAGUAUAUUUUGCGGUGAUCUUAAUCUGAGGGAUUCAGAGGUUCGUGUGUUAGGUGGUUUACCCUAUGGAAUACAUGAUGUAUGGAAUGAAUGUGGGUGUCACACUGAGAUUAGAAAUACCUGGGAUCCUUUGCGCAAUUUAAAUGCUCGGCGUCAAUUCAGAGGUAUUCCGCAAGCUCAUAUGACUUUUAGAUAUGAUCGCAUGUAUGUGUUGGGCUCCAGAAUAAAACCCGUCGAUUUUGGCCUUCGUGGAAUCGAAAAGGUUAAGAAUCUUUCGUGUUUACCAUCUGAUCAUUGGGCUAUACUUGGUCGAUUCUUAUUAACCGGUUUGUAA
Messenger RNA from Schistosoma rodhaini, 2631 nucleotides. The record is from the annotation of a GenBank genome assembly. Lineage: Eukaryota; Metazoa; Platyhelminthes; Trematoda; Strigeidida; Schistosomatidae.